AUGGCCCGAGUGACGGAGUCGGCGGCCAGGGUCACGAAGCACGCCAGUUUCGGGGCCCCAGGUGCCGCGGCUCACCGAGGAGACGACGCUGACCCGCAUAAGCUCUGGGUUCGUGGUUUCAAGAGACCGUUGAUGGCAUCGCAGAUGGAGAUUAGUUUCCAGCUCGCGAAGACCAAGAUGUCCCGGGAGAUCGGCGCCAACAUGUCCUUCCAAGGGUGGAACUUCCAGUAUUCGCACGCCUUCAAGCUCUCGACCAAAGAGGUAGCCUACCAGGUCUGGGCCUUCAGCAGAGGGUUCACGAUCUCUUGGGCCGACCCGCGUGACCAGAAGUGCCGCGAGUUGAGGGUCGGCCGCGAUAACCCGCUGCCCGUCCGCCAGAUGAGCUACGUCCUUGGCCUGGCACGCGCCCUCGUCAAGGCCGGCCUCGUUGAGAAGAAUGCAAGGCGCUCUUCUAUGAAGAUGGGCAGCUGUACACGACCGAGAGUCAUGAUGCUUGGGAGCUCCUGUCGGUCGACGACACCGGGCGCGGCAAGGCACCCGAGGUUGCCCCCAACAUCCCCAACCUCGUGCGCUUCGACAUCCCCAGGGCCCGCGCUGAGACCCUCGGGGGGGCAGCCCAGCUCGAGCUCACUUGAGUAG
Molecule: messenger RNA, 639 nt
Organism: Prorocentrum cordatum
Lineage: Eukaryota; Dinophyceae; Prorocentrales; Prorocentraceae
Source: the annotation of a GenBank genome assembly